ACCUAGUACCCGGAUGUCUAAUCCCCUAUUAGAAUACAUUGCCAAGUACCCGGAUGUCCAAUCCCCUAUUAGAUUACAUUGCAAAGUACCCGGAUGUCCAAUCCCCUAUUAGAUUACAUUGCAAAGUACCCGGAUGUGCAACCCCCCAAAUAGAUUGCAUUGCCGAGUACCCGGAUCUUGAAGGAACCGGUUCCGGUUUGGCGCCAAAUCAUCCCUAAGUCGCUUUCGUGAGGGUGUUGCCGGUGAGUUGGCGUGCAGGGGCGGCGGUGCGUCGCCGUUCAGCGGCGCCUAGGUGGGGCCCAGGCUGCGCCAUGGACGACCGGAGAGUGAACGCCGAGUUCUACGAGCAGCUACAGCUGCUGCAGCAGCAGCAGCAGCAGCAGCAGGAGGAGGCGGGGGAGCAGGCGGGGCCCCUGAUCCGCGUGGAUCCCACGGACGGAGCGGAGUACGAGUGGGAUUCCCAGCGUCAGGCCUGGUUCCCCAGGGUGACCGAUGACCUCAUCCUGGCCUUCCAGACCAACUACGGCAACUUCACCCCCACCGCUGCGGCGGGGGAGGGGCCGAGCGGGGUGUCGGCGGGGGUGGGGCCUGGAGGCAGGGGGGCGGGGCCCGGUAAAGAAGGGGAGGGGACUCGUGGCAGGGGGGUGGGCCCCAGGGGCAGGGGGGUGGGGCCUGCCGGCAGAGGGGCGGGGCCUGUGGGCAGGGGGGCGGGGCCGAAGGGGGAGAAGAGGAAGGGAUCUGAAGCUGGUUGGUUUGAUAUCGAACAGGAGAAGAAUACAAAUGUGUACGUCAGUGGGCUGCCCACGGACAUCACGCAGGAGGAGUUUGAGGAGCUAAUGUCCAAGUGUGGCAUCGUCGUCAGAGAUCCGGCCACGGGCAACCUCAAGUGCAAGUUGUACCGGGAUUCAGUGACGGACACACUCAAGGGUGAUGGGAUCUGCUGCUACCUCAAGAGGGAGUCUGUGGAGCUGGCCAUGCGCCUGCUGGAUGAGAGCUCCCUGAGGGGCUGCACCGUCAAAGUGGAGGCCGCUCGCUUUGCCCUCAAGGGCGACUACGACGCUAGCAAGAGACGCAAGCGGAGCAAGGAGGAGCGCAAGCUGCUCCAGCAGCAGAAGAAGCAGCUGGACUGGAAGCCGGAGAGGACCCCGGGAAGUCUGCGCCUGAAACACGAAAGAGUGGUGAUCAUCCACCACCUGUUCCACCCCAGUGACUUCCAGGAGGAUCCGCUGGUGCUGAAUGAGAUUUCUCAUGAUCUGCGCUCCGAAAGUGAAAAGUUUGGCUGUGUCAAGAAAGUCAUCCUUUUUGAUAGACACCCGGACGGAGUUGCGUCCGUGUCGUUCCGCGAGGCAGAGGAGGCCGACCGCUGUGUGGCCUCCUUGCACGGCCGCUGGUUCGGUGGGAGGCAGCUCCAGGCAGAGACCUGGGACGGUGUCACAGACUACCAGGUGGAGGAGACGAGCCGGGAGCGUGACGAGCGAAUCAAGGGCUGGGAGGGCUUCCUCGGCGCCGACGGAUCGACCAAUCAGAGCCGGCCUCCCGAGGCGCCCGCCACCCCCGCGGCCAAUCGGAGCGAAGGAUCCCCGGCCCCGCCCGCCACCCCCGCGGCCAAUCGGAGCGAAGGAUCCCCGGCCCCGCCCGCCACCCCCGCGGCCAAUCGGAGCGAAGGAUCCCCGGCCCCGCCCGCCACCCCCGCGGCCAAUCGGAGCGAAGGAUCCCCGGCCCCGCCCGCCACCUCCGCGGCCAAUCGGAGCGAAGGAUCCCUCGCGGAGGCAGUCGGCCCGCCAGCCAAUCGGAAGGCGGAUUGUUAAACUGAAUAAAUAAGCGCGGCGUCGGCCAAUCGGUAAUCGACAACUAACAAACAGCAGUUUUUACUUUGGACCUUUCGGUAAAGCCACGUCGAUAGAAAAUACAAAUAAAAAUGUGAUUAAAAAUUAAAUUAAAAAAAUUACAAAUUAAAUUGAAAAUUCAAUAUCAAUUUGAUUGGAACUAAAAUUUAAAUUAAAAAUAAACUCACAAAUUAAAAGUAAAGCAAAAUGCACGUUUAAUUAUAACUAAAAAGAUACUUAAAAAGACAACGAUAAAUCUAAUAAAAUUUCGCGUGAAAUUUGAAAUAAAAUUCGAAGAAAAUUAGAAAUUAAAUUGAAAAAUGAAUUUUUUUAUUGCAGCUAAAAAUUUAAUUAAAAAGGCAGUAAAAUAAACAUUAAAUAAAUUUUAAAAUAAAAUAAUAAAUUACAGAGGAAAAAAUAUCGUUAAAAAAUAAAACGAUAAAUCAGGUCAAAAUUAAGAAUAAAAUUUAUAAUAAAAUAAAAUAAAUAACAAAGAAAAGUUAAAUAACCAUUUAAUUGCAACUAAAAAUAUCGUUAAAAAAAGACAACGAUAAAUCAAGUAAAACUACGCGUGAAAUUUGAAAGAAAAUUCAAAGAAAAUUAGAAAUUAAAUUGAAAAAUAAA
Messenger RNA from Petromyzon marinus (sea lamprey), 2450 nucleotides. Lineage: Eukaryota; Metazoa; Chordata; Hyperoartia; Petromyzontiformes; Petromyzontidae. The record is from RefSeq and is a predicted model, not a curated record.